AUGGCAACAAGUGACAGAACAAGUGCUUCUACAAAGCCCCAGUGCAGAGAAGAGGACUGUCAGUGUGCUGCAGGCAAGAAGUGCAUGUUCAGUGAGGAGCUUGGUAGCUGCCACUGCCUUUGCUCAAACAAUACCUAUGGAGAUACCUGCACCUAUGGACAAAACUACACAUCUCCUGAUAUUGAUAGUGGUGCCAUACCCACUCGAAAAGCAAAUAUUACUUUGGACAUCAAGAUCACCUUUCUGGAUGCUUAUCAUGACUUGUCAUCACCAGAAUCAUUAGAUUUCAUCAACAAAUUAAUAAAGGAGCUUGAAGCCCUAUGCAAAGAAGCCGACCCCCAAGCUUUUGAAAAAGUAGAAGUGGUCAAGUUAUCACCAGGAGGUAUUAUUGCAGCAAGGCGAGUGAGAGGGCUCGAUCAGAGCAUCAAACUCCAGUUGGUCAACACGUUAAUAAAGAAGAUGAAAUCUCUGUUGAACAAAGCCGACCCCGGAGUACCGCGUGGUGUGGCCGCCACAAGCCAAGCUGAGUACUCCUAUAAGAACAACCAGACCCAAAUACAGUGGCUCAACAUUCACCUAAAUGGCACCUUGACCCAAAUCCUGAAUGACAACAUCAGUCAGAUAUCUCAGGCCUUUGGUAACACAAGUGUGCAGCUGAAGGAGGUCGUCUCCGGGCCACCUGAGAUCAACAACAUCACGGACAUGCAGCCUUUUGUUAGCUGCUCAGCGUUUUCUAAUUACUCCGCUGAGGUGGUUGAAGGUCAGUGGCAGUGUGUUGGACCGUGCAAGACGUCACCUGACUACUGCAGUUCACACGGGGAAUGUCUUAAUGAUAUUCACAGAGGAGCUGUUUGCAGGUGCUAUGGGUCAAACAUCAGGCAGUACUACGGUCAGCAAUGCCAGCUCGUCCGUUGGGGUCCUGGCUUCUAUGGAGCUUUGUUUGGGUCGCUUGCAGGAGCCCUGCUGCUUGUCCUGAUUGUCCUUCUUGUUGUCUUCCUGGUCAAAAAGAGACAUUCUGGUUCCUGGAAUAAAAGUCAUUUACCCGGAUUCUUAGAUUUUGAAGAAGAUUACUUUGACUUCACAGACACAGGUACUCCACAUCUUACAAGACUUUGGCAAUAUAAAAAAUACCUGGUGGACCAUUCCAAAGAUAAACAGAAAUACAAAGAAAAGCAAUAA
Dunckerocampus dactyliophorus (ringed pipefish) is the source of this 1179-nucleotide messenger RNA. RefSeq lists its product as uncharacterized. The transcript has 9 exons. NCBI's taxonomy places the organism in Eukaryota, Metazoa, Chordata, Actinopteri, Syngnathiformes, Syngnathidae. The record is from RefSeq and is a predicted model, not a curated record. Bases 1 to 1179 code for a protein of 392 amino acids.